AUUGAGUUCAGUUUUCAAUCACAUUUGUCUUUCAUAUCGUAUUAACUUCAUACUCAUAGUCAAGCAUGGAUCAUAACUUUGUAGUUACAAUAUUGUUCUUAUUGAUUUUUGGACAGUUAGGAGCUAUAAAUGGAUAUGCUGCUUACAAGUGGCAACCAUUUAAAUCAGGUGAUAAAAUACCUUAUAAUGCUGCUAAAAUUGAAGCUCAAGAACAUAUCUACGUCGGAAGAGCCAGACAUUUUGAUGAAAUGCUUCCAGCCGAAAUCAAUGCAAAUGGAUCAGCAACGGUAUUUUCUUGCCAAAAAGUAAUACCGAAAUAUGUAUUAGAAAUUCUUUUGAUAUCGGAAGAAUGCGAUUGGAAAGAAUUUGACAAUUUCUAUGAUAUAGAUGAAACUGCAGUACGUGCCGGAACUGUUGAUGGUGAACCUAUAUAUAUUGGAAGCGGAACUUUAGAAAAAGCUUAUUAUGAAAUCAGUGUUCGACAUAUUGCAUCAAUUAUGUUAAAUUCCCAGCAAGUACAUUGUUGGAAAAAUAACAACAAUUGUUAUCUAUUGCAAUACCUUAGUUGUAAUACAAAAACUAAAUGGGUUGAUUCUUCGGCAGUGAAUUUACCAAAUAAUUCAAUUUCUGGUGGCAAAUCCGAGAAAGGUCAUGAUAUCUAUGUUGCACAAUUGAAAAAAGGCUGUAACAUUUUCGCGGGACAAGUUAUCCCACUAAUGGGCAUUGCAACUGCUAUUCAACACAAUGAAGAAACUAUUGUGGCUAAAUAUUGUCAAGUGCUAGUUGGCGAACCAAAUGAAUAUAGAUGGGUUUCAGCUAGUAAUAGACAAAUACCAGAUUAUGCUGUUAGUAAUGGAAAAUAUGGAAAUGAGUUAGGUUAUUUGGCACGAAUUAAUAUGACACUAACAUAUGUUACAAGUACUAUGAUUCAUGGUAUGGAAGCAGAUUACGAAUUUUUGGUUGAAAAUGAUGAUCUUUUUAAAAUUAAUUAAAUCUUUCUAUAAAAAUUCACUGUCACUGUUGUGAUUUAUAGAAAUAAAUUAACGAAGUUCAAUAAAUAAUAAAAAUCAAGGUUAAAAUGU
This is a messenger RNA of Eupeodes corollae, 1082 nucleotides long. RefSeq lists its product as uncharacterized. The transcript has 2 exons. NCBI's taxonomy places the organism in Eukaryota, Metazoa, Arthropoda, Insecta, Diptera, Syrphidae. The record is from RefSeq and is a predicted model, not a curated record. The coding region runs from base 66 to 992 and encodes 308 amino acids.